UGGUGUAUUCUUAACGCAUUUUCUUGAUUUUCGGAUUGACAGAUAUACACCAAGAACUAGAAUGUGCAUCUUUAGUUUUAUCUUUGCAACCCAUGAAUCGUUCAAGGGAAAAUGAACUUUUGCUGCCAGCUUGUGCUUUGGCACUGCAGGUAUAUCUCACAGCAUCAAUGGAGGGCUUAAAAUGGGACCCCAAGAUUGCAGAGUUGUUGAAUACCAAACCUGGAAGGUAUCUCAGUAAUCACCCCUUCAUCACACUAGUACUGCUUGUAUUUGGUGUUACAGCCUCAGUGCCCAUUGGACUUUUCUUGGUGUUUGCAGCUGUUACAUUGGCCACUGUUACAAUAUACUUUGUCUUUGUUGAAAUUUUCCUACUAACCAUUGGAGGAGUCACAUUGCUGUGUGUUCUAUGCUGCCUAGCUGUGGUCUCUUUCUGGAUAUCCUGCAUAUUUAGCAUCCUUUACACCAUCAUUUCACACCUCCUUAAUUACUCUUAUCAUUCACAGAGUGAACAGACAGUCUCUAAAGAGGACAUAGAGACAGAAAUACACACUCCAUCAAAGCUGACAGCUAGUUAGAGAUCCACAUUGUCCUCAGACAAUACUCCAUGACACACAGCCAGGCCAACCAAGGUAUGGAUAAAGGGCCAAUAGACCGAUCUCCAGACCUGAACCCCAUUGAAAAGCUCUGAAGUGUGAUGAGGAGGAAGAUUGAUAGUCACAAGCCCAAAACCAAGUUGCUUGAACCAGGAGUGGCAUAGUCACCCAACAGCAGUGUGAAAGACUGUUGGAGCGCAUAUGCCAAGAUGCAUGAAAGCUGUAAUUGAAAAUCAGGGAUAUUCCACCAAAUAUCUACUAGUAUUGUAUUCUUAAAACUAUAAACUUUUUAUUUUUUGCAUUUUUGGGGUUCUGAAAACAUUGUUUUGUAGUAGUCUGUAGAAUAAAAAAAUGUUUAUUUUACACAAACACAUACUUAAAAAGUAAAACUAGAGAAACUGA
Messenger RNA from Trichomycterus rosablanca, 995 nucleotides. Its product is annotated as lipid droplet assembly factor 1-A-like. The coding region runs from base 93 to 575 and encodes 160 amino acids. Lineage: Eukaryota; Metazoa; Chordata; Actinopteri; Siluriformes; Trichomycteridae. The transcript is spliced from 5 exons. The record is from RefSeq and is a predicted model, not a curated record.